CCCAAGUCCCCUACACCCACUACACGGGUAGGCGGAGCGUUUGCCUGACUAGGCAGUUAGCUACCCUUGAUAGUUACAUGAGGUGAAUACAUCAGCCAUCCUUUAAAUUCGGGUAUUGGUCUGCUGUCUUCACCAGAAAUUCUUCUUUGCUUUCUCCAAAUCUAACAUUUUAAGGUUGAUAGGUCGAACAAUGAAGAGCGACGUUAGUGGAAUUCCGCUCCAGGAAAAAAAAAACUCUGACAUGGAUACAGGCACUGAUACCACGGAGCGAGAACGGCGACUUUCAGCGGCCAGGAGCCCAGUUCAGAGAUGUCAUUUCCCCCGACCCUGAUGGUAGAUUUCCUGCUGAAAGUGGACGCUACCAUCUCUACGUCUCAUAUGCCUGCCCCUGGGCACACCGUACACUGAUCGUUCGCAAACUAAAAGGCCUUGAAAAUAUUGUGGGAGUAACCGUUGUGCACCCUCAUAUGUCUCUCGUGGAAAGUUGGCGCUUUUACAACAGUGAAGAUGGUGCAGCUGAAGAGGGUUGUGUUCCCGACCCCCUCCAUCCGGGAGUCAAACGAUUGAAAGAACUGUAUCUGAAAGCUGACCCGGAAUAUUCGGGCCGCUUUUCUGUACCAGUUUUGUGGGAUAAAACCAACGGGACUAUCGUCAGCAAUGAAAGCAGCGAGAUAAUUCGCAUGUUGAAUUCCGCAUUCAAUUAUUUGCUGCCACCAGAAAAGCAGAAAAUAGACCUCUACCCACCGAGACUGCAAUUACAGAUUGACUCCGUUAAUCUUCAGAUAUACGAGAAUAUCAACAAUGGGGUCUACAAAUGUGGCCUUGCAAAAGGUCAACAAGCCUACGAUAGGGCCAUCGAAGACCUUUUCACCCAGCUUGAUGCCGUGGAAUCCCAUCUGCAGGUCAAGCAUGAUGAAGGGCCAUUCUACUUCGGGAGAUUGCUCACGGAAACGGAUAUACGACUUUUUGUGACAGUCAUCCGGUUUGACAUUGUUUACUACAACCUCUUCAAGACAAACCGGAAAAUGAUUCGACUCGAUUAUCCGAACAUUCAUCGCUGGAUGCAGAAUCUGUAUUGGAAUAUUUCGGAGUUUCGUUUGACAACAAAUGUUGGCCAUAUCAAGCAGCACUAUUUCAGUUUGACUAUUCUUAACCCCUGGGCCAUUGUACCGGAUGGCCCGUUGCCUGAGGUGGUACCGAUUUCUUGAAUGAUUCCCAGCUUCUCAACUAGCGUUUUUUACGAAUGUCGAGUUCGGAGGUUGCGAAGUUUACGCUAUUUUUCAAAUAUCAGAAAAUUUACUAUAUUUUGCCAG
Penicillium brasilianum is the source of this 1313-nucleotide messenger RNA. The record is from the annotation of a GenBank genome assembly. NCBI's taxonomy places the organism in Eukaryota, Fungi, Ascomycota, Eurotiomycetes, Eurotiales, Aspergillaceae.